Notothenia coriiceps (black rockcod) is the source of this 955-nucleotide messenger RNA. It is a transcript of the gene tpbgl, whose product is annotated as trophoblast glycoprotein like. NCBI's taxonomy places the organism in Eukaryota, Metazoa, Chordata, Actinopteri, Perciformes, Nototheniidae. Gene Ontology annotation, biological process: negative regulation of canonical Wnt signaling pathway. Gene Ontology annotation, cellular component: plasma membrane. The annotation marks the transcript as partial. The transcript has a single exon. The record is from RefSeq and is a predicted model, not a curated record. Gene Ontology annotation, molecular function: protein binding.
GACGGAUGUCGCUUGCCCAGAGGACUGCAUCUGUGCCAGAGACUCCGGGACAGUGACCUGCCGUGACGGGAAGGACACCGAGGUACCAGGAGAUAUACCGGAGUGGACGUCCACCUUGAUACUCGAAGGGAGAAACAUUUCAACUUUGCAGCGUGGUGCGUUCAUGAGCAACGGGACGGAGACGGAGUUGACGACACUCUCGCUCUCCUAUAACGGGAUACGGGUUAUUGAACAUUACGCAUUCCUGGGACUUCCUCGAUUGCAUUUGCUGGAUCUUAGCCACAACUCGCUGGUGUUUAUCUCAGCCCGGGCUUUUCACGGGUUACUGGAGCUGCGCUCUCUUUACCUAAAUCACUCGCUUUUACCUCCAGCCACGGAGCAGCUCUCAAAUGCACUCAGCACACAAAGUUUGCCCAACCUCCACCGACUGGAGUUGGCGGGAAACAUGCUAAAGCAUAUUCCACAGAUUCGGUUAGAUAUGCAUAAUCUCCACGCUUUAGUGCUGAUAAACAACUCAAUAGAGAGCAUAGGAGGGGACAAUGUAACCACGUUGUACCAGCAAAGGCGAAUUCGCUUCUACUUAUCUUUAAACCCAUUUCGGUGCAACUGUGAGCUGGAGGCGUUUUACUACUGGUUGAAGAACUCUUCCCAGUGCCCGGAUGCAGGGCGGCUCGUGUGCAGCGAGCCGGAGUCCAGGAGGGGGGUCCCUGUGGAGAAGCUCAGGGAGGAGGACGUGGAUUGUAUGAACGAAAACCUGGAGGCGGUUUCUUACGUGUUUCUCGGUUUGGUGUUGGCUCUGAUCGGGGUGGUGUUUCUCAUGGUGCUCUAUCUAAACCGGGGAGGCAUCAAAAUGUGGCUCAACAACAUCAGAGAUGCGUGCAGGGACCAGAUGGAGGUCUACCACUACCGGUACGAGCAGGACUCAGACCCGAGACUGGCCAAUGUGGCUGUUUAA